Molecule: messenger RNA, 485 nt
Organism: Vitrella brassicaformis
Lineage: Eukaryota; Vitrellaceae
Source: the annotation of a GenBank genome assembly
AUGGCCUUCGCCGCUUUCAUCGCGUAUGCACUGGCUGACCGCCUUUGGAUCGAUCUUGAUCUAAAGGCCUCCCCGUUGCAGGCCGGCUCUCAUACGACCCCUGGAGGACUUAAGUGGAAGAGGGGGGGAGGAAAGGUGGAAAAGGAUGGAUGGCGGAAUUGCGAGCUGAGAAAGCGCGCAAAAGACCACACUCAUUCGCUGAGAGGAGUUUUCCACAAGGAGCACGGAGGGCGGCUCGACCUGCAGGAGGUGCGUACCGAAAAGAGAAGAUGAGAGAGACCGAUGUGGGUGAAGCAAGGGAAAGAGCCUGUCGAUUGCCUGUAGAUAGCCUUCUGUGAGGCGUCAAAGGAUCUGGGGACGCCCUAUGGCUGUGCUCUUGUCUCUGUCUGCAGAUCUGAGCACCGAUACCGAAGAACAUCAUCUCAUUACUGCCUUUCCCUGGCGCUUGUCCAACCGAGACCCACCGAACCGAAGGCCCCUGUGAC